GAAAAAAAGCUCUCGCUAGUCAAAGAUAACUAUACAAAAUCUUUUGAUACGGUGAUCCCAAUGAGAGAACCGUGGGGAUAUGGGAAGAGACUUGUUAUCCAUGCUGGCUAGCCAGCCAUGCCAGGUGGGUUCAAAAUCGCGGUAGUUUGCAAGAAGUGGACACUCGUAAAGUGGCUGAGGCGCGUGAUGUCACGUGAAGACCGGGAAGGGCGUGUUGGUGUUGGUGUUGGCGUAGGUGCCGGUCGGUGGAAGCUUGGAAUCAUCUCUCUUCUUUUCCUUCCCCUCUCUCUUUUAUCUAACUUGACGGCGAGAACUCCAAGCUCCCCCAGAAUUCUUUGCGAAAACCCCUCUCGUAAAUCCUUCUCUUCUUGAAAAGGAGAUGUCGCAGAGCGGGAAGCUGAUGCCCAAUUUAGAUCAGCAGAGCACCAAAGUUCUCAACCUGACCGUCCUCCAACGGAUCGAUCCCUUCGUCGAAGAGAUCCUCAUGACCGCCGCUCAUGUCACCUUCUACGAAUUCAACAUCGAGCUCAAUCAAUGGAGCCGCAAGGAUGUCGAAGGAUCUCUCUUUGUCGUCAAGAGAAAUACACAACCCAGAUUUCAGUUCAUUGUCAUGAACCGACGCAAUACAGAUAAUCUGGUGGAGGAUCUCUUGGGAGAUUUUGAAUAUGAAGUCCAAGUUCCAUAUUUGUUGUACAGGAAUGCAGCCCAGGAAGUUAAUGGUAUAUGGUUUUACAAUGCACAUGACUGUGAAGCUAUUGCAAAUCUUUUUGGCAGGAUACUGAAUGCAUACUCCAAAGUCCCUCCAAAGCCUAAAGCUUCAAGCAAAAGUGAGUUUGAAGAGCUGGAAGCUGUUCCAACUUCAGCUGUUGUGGAAGGUCCCCUGGAGCCACCACCAACGUCAUCUGCUGCCGCUACUGUUCCUGAUGAUUCAUUUGUCAACUUCUUCAGUGCAGCUACAAAUAUUGGAAGCGUAUCAAAGCCCACAAUUAUUGGACAGCCACAUCAAUCUUCUGCAGCUAUUCCUUUGUCUUCCCAUGCACCUAAUAUUAUUCCAACCACUGUGCCGACGCUUCAUUCUGCCCUUUCUCUGCCAACUUCAGCUCCCCCUCUCAUGCCAUUCCUUGAUGCUCAUGAAUCUAGCAGUAACACUAGUCGGGCCACAAAUUUGGUUAAACCUUCUUUUUUUGCUCCUGCUUCCACAUCCUCUUCAUUAAUGAUGCCACCAGUUGCAUCUUCUAUGCCUGCUUCUCCCCCUCUUCAUCCUCCUGUGACCAUGCAGCGUCCAUAUGGUACCCCAUUGCUUCAACCAUUUCCACCACCCACUCCAUCUCCAUCUCUUACUCCUCCAAACUAUGGUUCUGUUAUUACAAAAGACAGAGUCAGGGAUGCACUGCUGAAGCUUGUUCAGAACAACCAAUUCAUUGAUAUGGUGUACCAAGAGAUGCUGAAUGCACAUUAUUCAUAAGACUGAGGAGUUUAAGAGUUGUUCCUGGUUUUUCCCUCAAAAAAAGAAAAAAAAAAGGGAAAAAGAACAAGGAGUUAUGCUGGUUUUGUUUAUGUGGUUUCUUUGUUUCAUGUGCUUGUAGGAUGAGCGCCUGUAUAUCUUUUGUAAGUCUUUGCUGUAGUCAUGGGAGCCUUUUGUUUAUACAAUUUUUUUUUCCGUUCCAGAUAUCAUUAGUGACAUUAGAGAUGUUCAUUUGGGGUU
Elaeis guineensis (African oil palm) is the source of this 1705-nucleotide messenger RNA. RefSeq names its product mRNA-decapping enzyme-like protein. The record is from RefSeq and is a predicted model, not a curated record. Gene Ontology annotation, biological process: deadenylation-dependent decapping of nuclear-transcribed mRNA; deadenylation-independent decapping of nuclear-transcribed mRNA; positive regulation of catalytic activity. Gene Ontology annotation, molecular function: mRNA binding; enzyme activator activity. Gene Ontology annotation, cellular component: P-body. NCBI's taxonomy places the organism in Eukaryota, Viridiplantae, Streptophyta, Magnoliopsida, Arecales, Arecaceae.